Molecule: messenger RNA, 926 nt
Organism: Lactuca sativa (garden lettuce)
Lineage: Eukaryota; Viridiplantae; Streptophyta; Magnoliopsida; Asterales; Asteraceae
Product: PRA1 family protein A1
Cellular component (GO): membrane
Source: RefSeq, a predicted model, not a curated record
GACAAAUCAAACCUGUAGUUGAAGUAAUUGGGUAUUCUUCCUUCCUUCGUUUGAUUGUUUUCCUCGCUUUUUGUCUGCGGAUUCGUAAUCAGAUAUUUUGAGAUUCAUUCAUUCGCUCGAUCGACCAACACGAACACGAGCCAACGAAAUGGAUUGGGGAACUGUAACAACAGAAGAUCUGAUCGAAGCGCUUAGGGAAGUCGAUUGGUCAUCACCUCCUCGUCCUCUCAACGAAUUUUUUUCCAGAUUCACCGUCCCUCGUUCCUCUAGCAAAUGGAACAGUCGCCUCAAGUGUAAUCUCUACUACUACCGGACAAAUUACUUCAUCAUGAUUGUUUUCAUUCUUGGAUUGGGAUUUAUCAGGAGGCCAUUUGCUAUAGUUGCUGCCAUGUUGACUGCUCUUACUAUAGCUUUCUUAAAUGACAGCUUUGCAGGGACAUUUAGCGAAAAGGUGACUAGAACUGUGAGGCGGUUUUCUCCACACAUGGCAGCAAAAAUGAGACCUCCACUAACACCUGUUAUUCGUGGGCGCCCUUCUUCUAAAAGAACAAUUUAUAUAUGUGGAAAACCUCGUUGGGUGUGUGUUUCAUUAUUCUCUGCUGCGAGUUUCUUUGUUUGGUUUAUUUCUUGUGGGCUCUUGACUUUGCUAUGGGCAUGUGCCAUCGGCCUUCUUGCAACGGUGUUGCAUGCAAGCUUUCGGACACCCAACUUGAAAGCUCGUCUGAAUACAUUCCGUGAGGAAUUCCGUGCAGUUUGGCGCAAUUAUAGCGAACUGUAGGUGUGUGUAGAUUCAUGUGCUUACUUACUACUACUACUACUCUUUAUUUCAGUUUUGAGGAUCUUCAUGUUUUAGUGGUUGUGGAGUUUGACACUAUGUGUUCUUUUAUGUUAAUAAUAUUUCGUAAUUGGAAGCCUUAUUAUUAUUA